CUCGUUCAAGCAACGGCUCUGAUCCGCUGUUAGCUUUCAUUGCAAUUCAUGGCCCCACUCUGAACCUCUCUCUCUCUCUAUCUCUCUCAUUGAGCUUUGUGCUUCAAAAUGGCCACCAAGAACCAAAACAAGCCUCCAUUUCCCAACCACAACCUCACAAGUACAGCCACAAACCCUUCGAGUAGAAAGUGUAUUGGUGAUGAGAAAAUGGUUGGGACGGCAAACAAUGGUAGGAGCAGGCAAGCGUUUUCGGUGGUAAAUGGCGGGCAAGAUCUCUGCCCGAAUAGCGCUCCGGCGAGCAAUGCGGGCUCGGAGUGUGGAGGGAUUGAGUUUACUCGAGAGGAUGUUGAAGCGUUGUUGAAUGAGAAACCAAAAAGGAAGGACAGGUUCAAUCUUAAGGAAAGAUGUGAUAAUAUGGUUGAGUACAUCAAGAGGCUUAAGUUAUGCGUCAAAUGGUUCCAAGAGCUUGAGGGAAGCUACUUAUUUGAGCAAGAGAAGUUGCUGAACAUGUUGGAGUCGGCCGAGCAGAAAUGCAAUGAAACGGAGGGACAAAUGAAAAACAAGGAAGAAGAGCUGAAUUCAAUUAUCAUGGAGCUAAGAAAGAACUACGCUUCUUUACAAGAGAAGUUUACAAAGGAAGAGACGGAUAAGUUGGAUGCUGUGGAUUCUCUUGCAAAAGAGAAAGAGGCUAGACUUAAUUUUGAGAGGUCUCAAGCUUCUCUGUCCGAAGAGCUUGCCAAAGCUCAACGAGAGCUUUUAAGUUCUAAUCAGAAGAUAUCGUCACUUAAUGAUAUGUACAAGCGACUACAGGAUUACAACACAAGCUUACAGCAGUACAAUGGUAAACUUCAUACGGACCUUUCUACAGUUGAAAACGAGCUUAAGCAUGUAGAGAAAGAGAAGGCUACUAUAGUUGAAAGCCUCAGCAUGUUAAGGGGUCAACUUACUAUGUCCAGAGCUUCUCAAGAUGAGGCUAUAAAGCAAAAGGAUGCUUUGGUGAACGAAGCUGCUUUUCUUCGGGCAGAGCUACAUCAAGUGAGAGAUGAUCGUGAUCGUUUGCAGCCACUAGUGCAGACUCUAACAACUGAUGUGGUGAAACAUAAAGAGUCUACUGAAAAAUAUGUUGCUGAGUUGGACCACCUGAUAAUAAAAACAAAUGAACUAGAGGCAACCUGUUCUUUGCAAAAUAACAAGAUAAGGAUACUGCAGAACCAGCUAGCAACUGCAGAGGAGAAAUUGCAGCUUUAUGAUUCAUCUGCACUCGAGACACGAACUGAAUUUGAAGGGCAAAAGAAACUUAUAAAUGAGUUACAAAAUCGCCUGGCAGAUGCAGAAUUCAAACUUGUGGAAGGAGAGAUGCUACGCAAAAAAUUACAUAAUACCAUCUUGGAACUUAAAGGGAAUAUUCGAGUAUUCUGUAGAGUGCGACCUCUUUUGCCUGAUGAUGGUGGUAUUAGCAUGGAAGGAAAGGUUUUCUCUUAUCCGACAUCCAUAGAGACUCUUGGACGGGGAAUUGAUGUAGUGCAAAGCGGGCAGAAGCAUGCUUUCACAUUUGACCAAGUUUUCAUGCCUGAAGCAACACAGGAUGAUGUUUUUGUAGAAAUCUCACAACUUGUACAAAGUGCUCUGGACGGUUAUAAGGUUUGCAUUUUCGCCUAUGGUCAAACAGGUUCUGGUAAAACUUAUACUAUGAUGGGUAGGCCAGGACAUCCUGAGCAAAAGGGUUUAAUACCCCGCUCACUAGAACAAAUAUUUCAAACUAGGCAGUCUCUUCAACCUCAAGGUUGGAGAUAUGAAAUGCAGGUAUCUAUGUUGGAAAUAUAUAAUGAAACAAUUCGUGACUUGUUAUCAACACCCGGUGUUGCUGGAAAGCAAUAUGCAAUUAAACACGAUGCAAAUGGAAAUGCACACGUCUCUGAUCUUACAAUUGUGGAUGUCCGCAGUGCUAAAGAGGUCUCGUUUCUCUUAGAUCAGGCUGCACAGAGCAGGUCUGUAGGCAAGACCCAGAUGAAUGAGCAAUCAUCACGAAGUCACUUUGUUUUCACGCUACGAAUAUUUGGUGUUAAUGAGAGCACCGAACAAGAAGUACAAGGAGUUUUGAAUCUUAUUGAUCUUGCUGGGAGUGAGCGUCUUUCUAAGAGUGGAUCAACCGGGGACCGAUUGAAAGAAACCCAAGCCAUUAAUAAAAGUUUAUCAUCCCUGAGUGAUGUUAUACUUGCAUUAGCAAAGAAGGAAGACCACAUACCCUUUAGGAACUCAAAGCUUACUUAUCUUCUUCAGCCUUGUUUAGGUGGGGACUCAAAGACGCUGAUGUUUGUGAACGUCUCUCCUGAUCCUUCCUCAGUGGGUGAGUCACUUUGCUCACUCCGUUUCGCAGCCCGGGUAAACGCUUGUGAGAUUGGGAUUCCGCGGCGUCAAACUAACACACGACCUUCAGAUUCACGCUUAAGCUAUGGCUGAUCUUUUGAUAGAUUAAUUAUUCCUUUCCUUCUUGAGGCAACCAAGUCUUCUGUAUCUCUAUUACUCGUAUCAAAAUUUGAAAUGAGUGAUUCUAACGUAGGUUAAUAUGUUGUAUAGCAAAAAAAAAAAGUAUUGAGUUCGUAUUAAUCAAAGAAUAUCUUUCUGAUAUUUGAUAAUAUUCAAUAUAUGAAAAUUUUUCUUUCUUCUC
Molecule: messenger RNA, 2668 nt
Organism: Alnus glutinosa
Lineage: Eukaryota; Viridiplantae; Streptophyta; Magnoliopsida; Fagales; Betulaceae
Product: kinesin-like protein KIN-14N
Exons: 17
Coding region: 109-2460 (783 amino acids)
Biological process (GO): microtubule-based movement
Molecular function (GO): microtubule motor activity; ATP binding; microtubule binding
Source: RefSeq, a predicted model, not a curated record